Molecule: messenger RNA, 2343 nt
Organism: Trichoplusia ni (cabbage looper)
Lineage: Eukaryota; Metazoa; Arthropoda; Insecta; Lepidoptera; Noctuidae
Exons: 4
Coding region: 504-1721 (405 amino acids)
Source: RefSeq, a predicted model, not a curated record
UCUAUAAAUUAUUCAUAAGCUACCUACUUUACUACAUAAUUCGCACUAACGUAUCGAACACAAGGGUAGUUCGCCACAGGAAUGUCCACAACUACCUGCGUAGUAAGUCACAUCCUCUGUCAAAGUUCAGGCAUCCAAAUCGGUUGGUUCCCCAGUCGUAAUUGCUUACGCAACCGGAUCUCACGGCCGUACUAUAAGUAAAAGUUACAAUUCAAUUCACGGCCGUUUUCACUACGGUCGAAAAAUCGCGAAAAUAAUUUACCGGGAAAAACUAAUUUACUUGGUGUCGCUCUACGCUUUCUAGGUGGUGAGCCUCGCCUGCCAUCAGUGCUGACCGUACCGCGCUCGCGGCCGCUCGUACACAACAAACAUUUGCCUACCGCCUCAUAUAAAAAGCUUAUCAACGCAACUACGUUUAGCAAGAUCCUUUAUUAGUCAACGGUGAAAGGUGUACAAGUAUAAAAUAAAAAAAUACUAGAGUUUGUGAUCACUUAACUAACGAAAUGCGGCCAGUGGUGAUCUGGCUGUUGCUGGCCAUCGCCGCCGCCGAGGUGGCGGACGAACCCUGGGUGGAGGAGGAGGAUGUGGAUGAGUCGUACGAUGACUACGAGCCCGCUCGGAGCCGGCGCGACGUGCACGACGCGGGGCCCUUUGAGGAGCAUGUGCGGGUCAAGCGCUGCUGCGAGCCCCGGGUGCGGAGGUCGGCGGAGUACGUGCGCGUGCCCCGACAGCUCCACCAAUACGAAGUGCACGAGUUCACUGAUGACUCGGAGAUGGCCUCACCUCCAUACGAAGAGAUGCUCGCGGCUAGCGCGAACCACUACCACAAAGUGUAUGCACCUUCUCCUCGUUACUUGAAACCUGAUGUGGCCAGUGCUAAUGUCGCUCAAGCCGUGAAGUUUACGCCGGCUGAUGCUGUGAAUCCGCCACCAGUCCAGUUCGUGGCCAGUCCGCCGGCGGCUGUGCCUUUGGCGUCGAACCCAAUCCCUGUGGAUAACCCAAUUCCAGUGCCUGUGGCCGCAGAGCCGCUGAUCCAAGCGCCGAAGCAGUUGGCUUCAGGAGAUCUGUAUGGAGCAUCUACUGGUCACCGGACGAAGCAUGCUCACGGGCAUACCCAAGGUGGUGGGCAUGCUCAACAAGGAGGUCACCAUGGACAACACGGAGCUAAGACAACAAAAGGUUUCAAUCAACACCACCACGUAGACAAAGGCGGUAAAGGCUUCAAAACUGACGAGCAUCAUAAGAAGCAGUACGAGGAGGCAGCCGGCAAGAAGAAGAAGCACCACGACCACGCAGGACACAAGGGCAGUCAUGAGGAAGAGGCCUUCGGACAGAGAGGCGCCAAGUUUGAUGAGAAGAAGGGACAUAAGAAAGGACAUAAGACUAAGGGCUACCACAACAAGUACCACAAGGAUGAAUUCCACAAAGAGCACAAGUUCUACGAUGACUUCCACAAGAGCGGUGAGCACCACCGGUACGGCAAGUUCAAUGCCAAGCACGCGAGCAACGAGAGCGGCAAGAAGAAGGCGCAUCACGUCAAUGCUGGACAUGACUACGUGGAGAAGGGAAAGAAGGGAUACAGCAACAAGGGCCACGUGGAUGCAGACCAUAAAGGCUACCAUGGCAAGCAGGGUCAUGAACAUCACAACGAAAAGCACGAAGAACAUGGCAAGAAGGGAGGCAAGGCUACCGCCUCCCAAUGGGGCUACAAGAAAAACUAGUUCGUAUUUAUUAGGUGUUAAGAGUCAGUUUCCUGAAGGAUACUGGAGUGUUAUAUGCCAUUUGGGAAUGUUUUAUAGUUUGAGGAUGAAAUGUGAUGUAAAGGGUCAAAGUUGUUCUGAAUGCUGGCAAAAUGAACUUCUACAUAUUUUUAUACUGAACUGUAUACCUAUCUAACACUAAGUUGUGGAGGUGUUAAACGAAAAUGUGUUCAGGUUAUUUUUCUUUAAGAAAAAUAUGUUUUUCAAUGCAAGGCUCAUAAAAUACUUAAUCAAACUUGAUAUCAGAAAGUUAAUAACCGAUGAAGUUAUAAGUACAUUGUGAUGGAUAUUUACAAUAUUUUACACAUUUAAUGAGUACACUGAAUUCAAUUUCAAGCCUUAAAUACCAUAGAAAACCAUGUUUAGUUACAGUUAAUAAACUUAAUGGCUGUUAAACUUGUUACAACACUUAAUCGUCCAAUAAUUUGAUUUUUCUCUCACGCACCCUGCCUAAUUAAAUUUGCUGGUUCCUAGAAAGUUGAGUAACGCGACCAUAAUUUAUUUGGUUACGUUUUUAACACUUUCAUUAUCAUUUUGUUCUAUUCAAUUAUUGAAAUGAAACUACUUUUACGGAUUUUAUCGC